Aspergillus mulundensis is the source of this 4506-nucleotide messenger RNA. RefSeq names its product pleiotropic drug resistance family ABC transporter. The record is from RefSeq and is a predicted model, not a curated record. The transcript is spliced from 6 exons. Gene Ontology annotation, biological process: transmembrane transport. Gene Ontology annotation, cellular component: membrane. NCBI's taxonomy places the organism in Eukaryota, Fungi, Ascomycota, Eurotiomycetes, Eurotiales, Aspergillaceae. Gene Ontology annotation, molecular function: ATP hydrolysis activity; ABC-type transporter activity; ATP binding. Bases 1 to 4506 code for a protein of 1501 amino acids.
AUGUCAGUCCAUCCGUUGCCUCCAGCGCCUUUCGGGGGCGUUGUCCCUGUCGGCACGACACAGCAGGCCUCGGACGUCAUCAGCAGGGUUACAGAAGAGAACGGCGCGUCAAGCUCAUCUGCAGAGAAAGCAGAGAGCUCCGACAUCACAUGCGCCAGUUCGGAGAAACACAUCAAACACGUCAACAAUGACAUUGACCAGGAAAGUGAAAAGAAGAUAACUGCCCUCGCGCGGAACUUAUCCCGUCUAUCGCAAAAGAGCAGCGCCGUGGACGGCACCAACACCUUCCUCGACCCCUCAAGCGACCCCCAGCUCGAUCCAAACUCCGGCCGAUUCAACGCUCGCAAGUGGACGAAGAACUUCCUCUCAGUUGCCAACCGUGAUCCAGACCGCUACCCCCGCCGCACUGCCGGUGUCUCCUUUCGCAAUCUAAGUGCCUUUGGCUAUGGAACGGCCGCCGAUUACCAGAUGGAUGUUGCGAAUAUGUGGCUGAAGGGCUACGGCUGGAUUCGUCGGAAGCUGGGCUUCGGGAAUAGAGUCCGCAUUGACAUUUUGCGCGACUUUGAGGGUUUCGUUCGGAGUGGUGAGAUGUUGGUCGCGCUCGGGCGACCCGGCAGUGGCUGUUCUACGUUUCUGAAAACGAUCGCCGGCGAGACUCAUGGCCUUUGGCUUGACGAUGGAGCGGACAUACAAUACCAGGGGAUUUCGUGGGAUGAGAUGCACAGUCGGUUCCGGGGGGAGGUCAUCUAUCAGGCUGAAACCGAGAUACAUUUUCCCAAUCUGACUGCUGGCGAGACGCUUAUGUUUGCUGCCCGAGCGCGUACUCCAGCCAACCGUUUUCCUGGUGUAACGAGAGAUCAGUACGCUUGUCAUAUGCGCGAUGUCACCAUGGCGAUGUUGGGCCUGAGUCACACGAUGAACACGAUGAUCGGGAAUGAAUAUAUACGAGGCGUGUCCGGUGGAGAACGAAAGAGAGUCAGUAUUGCAGAGACGGCUCUUUGUGGUUGUCCGUUGCAGUGUUGGGAUAAUUCGACCAGAGGUCUCGACAGUUCAACUGCUCUGGAAUUUGUCCGAAACCUUCGCCUUUCCACGGAGUAUACCGGCUCCACGGCUAUUGUUGCUAUCUACCAGGCGAGUCAGGCGAUCUACGAUGUGUUUGACAAAGCGAUCGUCCUGUAUGAAGGCCGGCAAAUAUACUUUGGGAAUGCUCUCGAUGCCCGGCGCUUCUUCAUCGAGAUGGGAUUCGAAUGCCCUGACAGGCAGACUACCGCCGAUUUCCUGACGUCUCUGACUAGUCCCACUGAGCGUCUUGUGCGAGAGGGCUCUGAGCAUCUUGUUCCCCGAACACCCGAUGAGUUCGCAGAACGGUGGAAACAGAGCGCGGAGCGUCGGAAGUUACUUGAUGAAAUUGAGGCUUUCCAGAAUGAAUUUCCCGUCGGCGGCAGCAAGUACGAAGAGUUUAGUCGUUCUCGCGCAGCAGAAAAGGCUAAAAGCACCCGUGCCAGCUCGCCAUAUACCCUCUCCUACCCGAUGCAGAUCCGCCUAUGCCUGUAUAGAGGCUUCCUUCGUUUGAAGGGUGAUAUGAGCAUGACCCUUGCCACAACGAUUGGCAACAGUAUCUUGGCGCUGAUCAUCUCAAGCAUCUUCUACAACAUGAAUGGUACAACCGAGAAGUUCUUCGCCCGUGGGGCGCUUUUAUUCUUUGCCAUUCUGCUCAAUGCAUUUUCAAGCGCAUUGGAAAUCCUAACGCUCUGGCAACAGAGACCAAUUGUGGAGAAACACUUCAAGUACGCUUUGUAUCAUCCGUCCGCAGAAGCGAUCAGCUCGAUGAUUGUCGACUUGCCGGCUAAGAUUCUCGUUUCGAUUGUUUUCAACAUCAUCCUCUACUUCAUGACAAACCUUCGUCGAACCGCAGGUCACUUCUUCAUAUUCUACCUGUUUUCCUUCACGACGACACUCGUCAUGUCGAACGUCUUCCGCUGGACUGGUGCGAUCUCUCGGUCCAUGGAGCAGGCAAUGGUUCCCUCGUCAAUCGUUAUGCUGAUUCUCGUCAUUUACACUGGGUUCACAAUUCCUGUGCGCAAUAUGCACCCCUGGUUUAGAUGGCUCAACUAUCUCAAUCCCAUUGGUUACGCGUUUGAGUCACUUAUGGUCAACGAAUUCAGUCACCGGAGAUUCGAGUGUGCCUUAUACGUUCCUAGUGGGGAUGAAUAUAACGAUGUCCCUCCCCAAUCGAGGAUUUGCUCUGGUAAUGGAGCUGUAGCCGGGGAAAACUUCAUCGAUGGUGACAAAUACUUGAAUACCCAAUUCGAGUAUUAUUACUCCCAUCUCUGGAGGAACUACGGCAUUUUAUUAGGCUUCAUGUUCUUCUUUUUGGCGGCCUAUAUUAUCUCCAGUGAGUUCGUUCGCGCGAAGCCUUCCAAGGGAGAGAUUCUUGUCUUCCCAAGAGGCAAAAUUCCGGCUUUCGCGAAGCAAGUUCGACGGGAUGAAGAGGAAGCCCCUACAACGGACAAGCCGAAGCUUGAAGGUGAGAAGGGUGAUGCUCAUGUCGGAGCUAUCAAGAAGCAAACUGCUAUUUUCCAUUGGCAGGACGUGUGCUACGAUAUCAAAAUCAAAGGUGAGAAUCGGCGUAUCCUUGACCAUAUCGAUGGCUGGGUACGGCCAAAAACCUUGACGGCAUUAAUGGGCGUUACUGGAGCUGGCAAGACUUCGUUACUAGAUGUCCUAGCUGACCGCGUUACUAUGGGCGUCAUUACUGGGGACAUGUUGGUAGACGGACGCUUGCGGGAUGACUCGUUCCAACGCAAGACAGGUUAUGUCCAACAGCAAGACCUGCACCUCGAGACCAGCACUGUUCGUGAGGCGCUGAUCUUUAGUGCGAUGCUUCGCCAGCCGGCCAGCACCUCGCGAAAGGAAAAGUUGGCUUAUGUGGAAGAGGUCAUUAAGAUGCUUUGUAUGGAGGAGUACGCAGAAGCCGUUGUUGGUAUCUUGGGUGAGGGCUUGAACGUGGAACAGAGAAAGCGCCUUACUAUUGGAGUGGAACUUGCAGCCAAACCAGAUCUUCUUCUCUUUUUUGAUGAGCCAACAUCGGGCCUAGACAGUCAAACAGCGUGGUCUAUUUGCUCCUUGAUGAGGAAGCUAGCAGACCAUGGUCAGGCGAUCUUGUGUACAAUUCACCAACCGUCCGCAAUCCUGAUGCAGCAGUUUGACCGGCUUCUAUUCUUGGCGAAGGGUGGAAAAACAAUAUACUUUGGAGAGCUUGGAGAGAACAUGGGGACUUUGAUUGAAUACUUCGAGAAGAAGGGCUCCGCUCCUUGUCCCAAGACUGCCAAUCCCGCCGAAUGGAUGUUGGAGAUCAUCGGUGCGGCUCCAGGGUCUCAUGCCGACAGGGACUGGUCUGAAGUUUGGAACCAUAGCCCUGAACGCGAUCAGGUACGUCAGGAAUUGGCACAGAUGAAGGCAGAGCUUUCGCAGAAGCCAGCACCUCCGAGGACGCCUGAGUAUGAAGAGUUUGCAAUGCCCCUCUGGUCGCAGUUUCUCAUCUGCCUCCAACGAGUGUUUCAGCAAUACUGGCGUAGUCCGUCCUACAUCUACUCCAAGGCCGCCAUGUGUGUCAUUCCGCCCUUUUUCAUCGGAUUCACGUUCUGGAGAGAACCACUCAGUUUACAAGGCAUGCAAAACCAAAUGUUCGCUAUCUUUAUGCUACUCGUUAUCUUUCCCAACUUGGUCCAACAGAUGAUGCCGUACUUUACGAGGCAACGCGCUCUGUAUGAAGUACGGGAGCGGCCGUCCAAAGCGUACUCGUGGAAAGCCUUCAUGAUGGCCAGCAUUAUCGUGGAGCUUCCUUGGAAUAUUCUGAUGGCUGUCCCGGCGUACUUCUGCUGGUACUAUCCCAUCGGACUUUACCGCAACGCAGGGCCUGGCGAGACGGUCGAGCGAGGCGGCACAAUGUUCCUCUUGAUUUUGAUCUUCAUGUUGUUCACAUCAACCUUCAGCUCCAUGAUCAUUGCUGGAAUCGAGCAUCCAGAUACGGGUAGUAACAUCGCUCAGCUGUUGUUCACGCUAUGUCUCAUUUUCAACGGUGUACUUGCAUCACCGGACGCCAUGCCUAGGUUCUGGAUUUUUAUGUACAGAUGCUCCCCGUUUACCUACCUCGUAGGGAACGUAUUGUCGACCGGCCUAUCUGGUGCCGAGGUGAAUUGCUCAGACAUCGAGAUCCUCAAAUUCCCGCCACCCGACGGACAAAACUGCACCUCGUAUCUCGGCCCCUACGCCGAUACAACGGGAGCGAAGAUCCUCAGCCCGGCUGCCAAUGGCGACUGCCGGCUCUGCGCGAUUUCCUCAACGGACCAGUUUUUGGCUGCGCUCAAUAUCUACCCCGACGACGUCUGGCGCAACGUCGGGAUCCUGUUCAUCUACAUCGUCUUUAAUGCAUUCGCCGCUGUCUUCUUGUAUUGGUUGAUUCGCGUGCCGAAGAAGAAGUCGCAGCAAGUGGAGAAGAAGUGA